Thalassophryne amazonica is the source of this 3620-nucleotide messenger RNA. RefSeq names its product peptidyl-prolyl cis-trans isomerase FKBP14-like. The coding region runs from base 126 to 758 and encodes 210 amino acids. Gene Ontology annotation, molecular function: peptidyl-prolyl cis-trans isomerase activity; calcium ion binding. The record is from RefSeq and is a predicted model, not a curated record. Lineage: Eukaryota; Metazoa; Chordata; Actinopteri; Batrachoidiformes; Batrachoididae. The transcript has 4 exons.
AAGUUGUGCAAGAAGGGAGAAGUUGUCCCUGCCACGUAGAGGCUGAUCUGCCCGCUUUAACUUGGUGAAUUUAGUAAGUUUUUUGUUGGUUUUGCAGGGCGUGCGUGCGUGCGUGCGGCUGCAGCAUGCUGCAGCUGGCGGUGCUCAGCUGCUUCUUCGCCCUGCUGCUGUCUGUCAACGGGGGGAAGGUGCCUGAAGCCGACGUGGAGAUCCAGGUCCUUCAUAGACCUUUCAUCUGUCACCGCAAAUCCAAGUAUGGAGACAUUCUUCUGGUGCAUCAUGAGGGAUAUUUGGAGAACGGGACAAUGUUCCACUCCAGUCGUAGCCACGGGGACAAACAGCCAGUUUGGUUUACACUGGGCAUCAGGGAAGUGAUUAAAGGUUGGGACAAAGGCCUGCAGGACAUGUGCUCUGGAGAGAAGAGGAAACUUAUCAUACCUCCAGCCCUGGCCUAUGGAAAGGAAGGCAAAGGUAAAAUUCCACCUGAAAGCACCUUAACUUUCAUCAUCGAGGUGCUUGAGAUCAGACAUGGGCCGAGGUCGCAUGAGUCCUUCCAGGAGAUGGACCUCAACGACGACUGGAAGCUCUCCAAGCAUGAGGUGAAAGAAUACCUGAGGAAGGAGUUUGAGCGUCACGGCUACCCCCCUAACGACACACUACAUGAGAACAUGGUGGAAGACAUCUUUGCCAAGGAAGAUGAGAACAAAGACGGCUUCAUAUCCUCCAGAGAGUUUACGUACAAACACGAUGAACUUUGAAGUUGCUCCGUUUCAUCUGUUAUUGUGCAGUUCUGUUUUCCUGUACUUUUUUUAAAGAUUAAAAUGAUAACAAAUCCAAUUUGAAAUCUGGUGUAACAACACAUAUUUGCAGUAAAAUAGUCAUGUUAUUAUCCAUCCGUCCAUUUUCCAAACUGGUUCAUUCCAGCUAAAGGUCACAGGGGAGCUGGACCCUGUCCCAGUGGUCAUUGGGCAAAAGGCUCAUGUUAUAAUUUUAGGUAUUUUAGAAAUUGUACACGAACAUGGGAAUAAUCUAAAAUGAAUCACCUGUGGUCUGGUGGACAGUUUAACAGGCUUUUCUCAUAUUUUAAAUUCCACUUUUUCAAAGCAGGAACAGCCCAGGAAUAUCUGCUCAUAUUCAUUUGUUUCAUUCCGUUUGAGUGAUAGUAAUCCAUGUGUCAGCAUGGACAUUAGCACAUUGCUAAUAGUGGCAUACCUGCAGUUAUUACCUCAGGGACAGACCAUGUAUUUUAGCCUACAUGCCGAUCUGUGAUCCUGAUUAAAGGAUCAAAGCAGUCAGACCUUAGGCUCAAUGUUCAGCAAUUAAGAUCGACAGUCAGGAACAUCAUGAAACAUGAACAGAAUCACAAGGCAAAGAUUAUAGGAGCAUGAUCAACAUCAUAGUUCAGUAAUCAGAAUCAAAGGUCAAUUAUCCUGUGCAAAGAUCAGUGAUCACAAUCAAAGGUCAGCAUUAAGGAUUAAAGUUCAGUGGUCAUAGUCAAAGGUGACUGUACAGGUCUGCUGGCAGAAUCAAACAUCAGCAUUAAGGAUCAAAGUUCAGUGAUCAGGAUCAGAAAGCAGGGAUGAGGAUUAAAGGUCAAUGAGCAGAAUCAAAGAUCAGCAUUAAGGAUCAAAGUUCAGUGAUCAGCCUCAAAAAGCAGGGAUAAGGAUCAAAGGUCAAUGAUCAAAAUCAGAGGUCAGCAUUAAGGAUCAAAGUUCAGUGAUCAGGCUCAAAAACGGGGAUGAGGAUCAAAGGUUGAUCAGAAUCAAAGAUCAUCAAGGAUCAAAGUUCAGUGAUCAGGCUCAAAAACGGGGAUGAGGAUCAAAGGCUUAUUAUCAGAAUCAAAGGUCGCCAUUACGGAUCAAAGUUCAGUGAUCGUGGUCAAAGAACAGGGAUCAGGAUCACAAAUGGUUGAUUAGGAAUGCAGACCAGGAUAACAGGUCAACAGCCUGAUACAAAGUUGAGCAAUAAGAGUCAAGGUCAUGGUCAGGAUCAAAGAUGAAUCUUCAGGGUCUCAUGGUGGUUGUCCAUCCAUAGGUGUACUUUGGUCCGGAUCGAGAUAAUCCGGAUCUGGUGGCGACUAAGGAUUGCAUUUUGGUUUCCAUCUUAAAUGGGACUGUGGGGCCUUGGUGGAGGUAAACGCUCUAUCAGGUGUCCUUCUACUUAUUGCCAUUAAUUACUCCUGAGGGAAACAGCCAAAAAAAGGUGUUUUGGGAACAUGUGCUGUAUAUUGCAGUGUCAACUAUGGAAGGAUGUCUUCCAUCCAGUGGUUUGUUUUUGGAUUUUUGUGGGCUGAAGCUUUUCUCAGUGCACAAUGUAAAAGAAUUGUGUUAAAAGCUGGAGAGGUUCCAGUGUGUCACCGUGAAAGAAUAUUCUGUUCUCUUCUCCAAAACAUGGAUUUGUUGUGUCGUUUCUCAAAUAUUUUAAAUGCUUUUCUAAAUUGUCUUUCCUUGCACAGUUGGUUGUAAGGAAAUGCAAUCCAGCAAGAGAUCAGGUGAAUAGAAAAUGGAAACUUAGCAGAUGUGCCUGUUAUUUUUAAGUGAUUAAUUAAAAACAUUUUUCACAGAUGAACAGAUUCUAAUAGUUUUUCUACCUUUUGGUAAUAUUCUUUUUUACAUUAAUGUGAAUGUAUAUUAGUAACUGAGAUCUAGUUUAUAACAGAUUGUGUUUAUCAGAUAUCUGCACAUAUGUGAGCAAUAAAAUGAUUUGGUCACCUUUUUAUACAAAAUACUGUUUAUUUGUAAUACUUUGUAGUUUUAACCAGCAGGUGGCACUGUUUUUAGUGAGAGCAGAAAGUCAUAAAGAUAACAGCUCAGUGUGAUUUAAAGCUGAUAUGCUGUAUUGCUGGAUCACAAAACAUUUGCAAUCUCAAAGAUACAUUCUUUAAAAAAAUCAUCAAUUAUGUUUUCUCAUAUAAAAUACAGCACCAUUUUAUGUAGAAUGAUGUUUGAAUCUCAGGGUUAACAUUCAUUUGCCUGAGUGAGUAGAAUACAUUUCCAUCACAUAUAUGACUGUUGAAAGUAAGAUAGUUAUUGUUACAAACAUAAAGUACACGGUUCACUUUUUUUUACACCCUUAUAUUUAAUCAUUGUUAGCAAUCAGACUUGAGUGUGCUUACCUUUGAGAGAGAAAUUGCUGAAAAGGAAAUAAAUCUAUAGGUACGGUCGGGCCUACGUCACUUCCGUUUAGUUAUGGCCGCCAUUUUGGAUCGCCGCUGGAAACAAACUACACGCACUCACAAUUCUUAUUGUGCCACUAGAGGUGAAAUUCUUGCACUGGCGCAACAUGGACGAAAGCAUUUGCCAAGAAUGUUUUCAUUAAUCAUGAACAAAAGUCGAAGACGUUCAGAUACCGUAGUUCCGACCAUAAACGAUGCCAACUAGCGAUCUGGGGGCGUUUUUAAAAACUGUACAGUCUGAAAAAAAACAUGUUCAACAAUAAAGCUGUUGCAAAACUAAAAUGUUCUAAAUAUAUGUCACCGAAAAAGGUGUCUCAGAAACAUUAAAGUUUGUAACCACAAAAAAAAAAAAAAGUUUCACACUGUGUCUAACAUGUCAGGUUAAAUUCAGUGCGUUUGACUGUGGAGCCCGUAUACAGUAGUGUUCAGAAUAAUAGUAGUGCUA